Sapajus apella (tufted capuchin) is the source of this 1814-nucleotide messenger RNA. It is a transcript of the gene RAB27B, whose product is annotated as RAB27B, member RAS oncogene family. The record is from RefSeq and is a predicted model, not a curated record. The transcript is spliced from 6 exons. Bases 608 to 1264 code for a protein of 218 amino acids. Lineage: Eukaryota; Metazoa; Chordata; Mammalia; Primates; Cebidae. Gene Ontology annotation, cellular component: melanosome; secretory granule. Gene Ontology annotation, molecular function: GTP binding; GTPase activity. Gene Ontology annotation, biological process: melanosome transport; positive regulation of exocytosis.
CUUCACUCCCAAUAGUUAAUGAGACACCCCCUCGCAGGAGACAACGGCAGUGCCAGGGCCUCAGUUCUUCUCACAGCACCCUGGGCUCUUUGAAUGAGAGACAUCAAAGAAAACCCAGAAAAAAAAAAUGAAUAAAAAUGAGCGGCUGCUAGGUCCCGAAGCCCCACCACGUGGAGACUUCAGCUCCCCCGAGAGGAGUGUUUCUCACUGCAGUUGAGUCACCAGCAAGACUUGCCGGAGGUGAGCUCCACACAUCCGCGUUGAGACUUGCAGACACGCCUUCUUCUCACACAAGCCUUCCCCAGCCCCACCGCCGCCGCGGACUCCGAGGGUGGUGCCACCAGCCCUGCCACUCGCAGUCCAGACGGGCAGGGGUGCUGCGGACCGUCCGGCCUCGGACCCAUCACAGCCACAGGUUGGAGGAGAUAAGGAGCUGUCCCCGUGCGGUCUCCCCGUGCCCGGUGGAGCAGAUCCUGUCUCCCUGCUGGCGGUGGCGGUGGAGCCCGGGAGUUCCAGAGCUUGGGAAGGGGAAGGAAGCCUCUCUGAAAUCUGACACCUGCUCUCCCAGCAAGGAAACUUUGCAGGCUGACCGACCAAGACCAUCACUAUGACCGAUGGAGACUAUGAUUAUCUGAUCAAACUCCUGGCCCUCGGAGAUUCAGGGGUGGGGAAGACAACAUUUCUUUACAGAUACACAGACAAUAAAUUCAAUCCCAAAUUCAUCACUACAGUAGGAAUAGACUUUCGGGAAAAACGUGUGGUUUAUAAUACACAAGGACCAAAUGGAUCUUCAGGGAAAGCAUUUAAAGUGCAUCUUCAGCUGUGGGACACUGCAGGACAAGAGCGGUUCCGGAGUCUCACCACUGCAUUUUUCAGAGACGCCAUGGGCUUCUUAUUAAUGUUUGACCUCACCAGUCAACAGAGCUUCUUAAAUGUCAGAAACUGGAUGAGCCAACUGCAAGCAAAUGCUUAUUGUGAAAAUCCAGAUAUAGUAUUAAUUGGCAACAAGGCAGAUCUACUGGACCAGAGGGAAGUCAAUGAACGGCAAGCUCGGGAACUGGCUGACAAAUACGGCAUACCGUAUUUUGAAACAAGUGCAGCAACUGGACAGAAUGUGGAGAAAGCUGUAGAAACCCUUUUGGACUUAAUCAUGAAGCGAAUGGACCAGUGUGUGGAGAAGACACAAAUCCCCGAUGCUGUCAAUGGUGGAAGUUCUGGAAGGUUGGAUGGGGAAAAGCCACCAGAGAAGAAAUGUGCCUGCUAGACUCCACAUGGAAACUGAUCGUCAAGAACCCCACCCAAAUAUGACCUUUAAAAACAAUGACAAACCACACAACUGUUGUUGAGUAAACAAUACACAAUGGCAUGUCUUUCUUUUUCUGCCAGAAAAUCUAAGAAACCAGAAUAGUCAACAGUGUUCAAAAGAAUUGACUAGUUAUCCCUGAGGCCCUUUCAGACAAGAUGAAAGAUUUCCCAAUGUGGUUUCAUUAUCACGGAUAUUCAAUUUAUUUUUCUUAUAGAGAAAAUGAGUAAAUAAGACAAUAUAAAAGAACUAUCAGUGAGUUUUAAAUCAGAACAAGUUACCUGUCACAUCGAAGGGUGGGCUACUAAAGGGAGAACACAGGAAGAAGAUUUUCAAAAGAUUGGAUUUACUUAUUAUAUUGAAUCAGAUGGAUAAUUUUAGAUUUGCGUUAGGGAAAAUGUACUAGCUAAAAAUGGAUACACAAUGAAGAAUUCUAUUUGGCUCAUUAUGAAUGACAUUACUAUGUACACCCAAAAAGCUGUACUAGAAUGACUAAAUUACUGAUAAGGUU